CACUUUUCUUCGUCAACCAAGCAGCCAUCAGCCGCUCAUAUUCUCACAUAGACGCUGUCUAACACGUAUUGAUGGUUCUACAAAAUUGAGUCUCAUCUCCCAGGAUCUUCAUCUACGGUGUGAUGUCGUAAGAAUAUUGGUUACUCUGCGUCUUGUUUUAACAACACCCUGACAGAUAAGCAUCUUGGAGUCGCUGUGCGGGGCACGCUUAACUGUCGUGUUUUGAUGACGCCAUCACUGGGACUUUCCGCAUACGUCACUCGGGGCUUCCGAGUUAUUAAGCUAGUGCUACCUCUGUGUUCAUGUAGUUAGACGCUGUUAACGUCGUUUCGGUGCUUCGGAGUACACACCAAAAGAGACCAUGAAAACGGCAAAGGCUCUUAACGUCGCCGAAAGGUUUGAAUAUUGAGACGUCGUUGUCAGGAGCGACGGUAAGACUGAGAGGCGGAAUGUCAACAACGCGGCCCCUCCUCGGAAUGAGACGAGUCACCGAGCUAACGUGCCCGGAGCAGCCGACCAGCAGGCUCCUUGCGUCAGCCGUGAGGCAGCAGCUAGAGGCCCCCACCGUGGACGAGUUUACGGUGCUAGAGGAUAAAGAAGAGGAGCUGAAAUGUGCUAAGCCCCGAGUGGAGCAGGUUUUCAAAGUAACGUUCACCAUCAUCGGUCUGUUGGACCAUACUGGUCAGCCGCACGGUAGCAAAACAUCACGGCAGAUAUGGCUGCAGCUCAGAGGAAACAGAGAAGACGUGUCAAAGGCAAAAGAAUAUAUUCGAGGACUCUGCGACCCCGAACUGCAGAAAGAAGAGCAAUACCCAGUGGACAUGCACUGUAUUUUUGCUGGUGCCCGGGGCCUCUUCCUGGACAGGCUCAUACGGGACACAAGUGCAGAAGUUGUGGUGCCUGAACCAGGCCGCCUGCGGUUGUUAGGCCGGGCUGAACCCGUAGUGAUGGCCCAGAGCAGAGUUCAGCAAUUUGUAACACUAUUCCAGGAGAAGCGAAGUCUGCCGAGCGACAGAGAGCCCGCAGUGAAACGAGCGUUCAAGUCCUUUGUGGAGGAAAGGGAUGAUAAGUACACUAUGGAGCUUCUUCUGCUGCCCAGUGCCCUGAAGGAAGAGUUACUGGGACUCGCUCAUAGUCCCACUACCACAAACACAUCCUCCCUGCUCAACCAGACGCUGCAUCCCAGCAUGGCAGAGGUCGAACAAGACCGCUCGCAGAGUAGCACCCCUGUGACGGAGCUCUCCAACCGCAUCCUGGACACCAGCUUUGAGGAGAAAGGGACCGGAGCAGUAUCUGUCACUGGAGGCGGUAAAGCAGGAGGAUUGAUGGGAUUAUGUUCUGAGGCCGUCCUGCUCAACGGCACUCGGCCCUCACACAAGCGGCGUUCAUCUGAGAGCGAGACUCGGGACACAAAGAGACAGUACUCUCUGGAGCGGAGGGACGAGUCGCCGGAGAGAGCGAGAGAGAGGGAGCGACAGAGGGACAGAGAAGGCCGGGGGGGCGGUAGCAGCUGUAGAUCCAAAACCUCCUCUGCUUCAUCAUCCCUCUCCUCUACAGCAAAAGCAAACACAGUAGUCGGUCCGAUCAUGUUGGACUCCAGUGAAGGAGUCUCAGAUGACGGAGAGGCAGUCAGUCCAGAAACCAACCUCCGCUGCUUGGUCAAUUUCUUCAGAACCAUGGGUUACCAGCAGGAAGUGGUGGAGCGUGUUGUCAAGGAGACAGGACAGACAGAAGAUACUUUCCUCGUUCUGGAGAAAAUCGUUGAGGAAACAAAGCGUUGUGAAGAGGGCUCAAAAGUAGGGGAAAAAGAAAGACGAUCGAACUCUGUGCGCUCCCCAGACACUCCCUCCUCGUCGUCCUCCUCCAUCUCUACCGUCUCUCGAUUCAGAGAGAAGGAGCGCGAGCUGAGCAGAGUGUUGGUUGACCCGGGCAGGUCUAAAGAGAACAUUAAGCCCAACCAGCACAGUGGCAGCAGUAACGGUCUGGGCCAUCGUAGGCAGUGCAGUGGCAGUGAGACCAGCACUCAGCAGGCAAUCACUAUCAAGAGGAGCUCUAGUGCUCAAGGAGGAGCAGGAAACUACGAGGUUAUUACCAUUGACGAUGACGAUGAGGUCAUUCCCACGAAUACCAAAACAGCAGAUAGUAGGAUGUCCCGGAUGAUGACAGUGGCACACCUGGACACCCACUCAGGAUCCAGAACAGACUACUUGGCGCGGGGAGGGGGUGGAGUUUCACAGAGGGACUACCUGUCGAGGGGCGGGACUCAGACUUUGGGAGGAUCAGUGAAAGUUGAGAGUGUGACAGCGCUGCGCAGCACGCCUCAGUGGCUGACUGCCACCACCACCUCCUUAGCUUCGACACCCAGUUCAGCCCAGCCCAUCACCCGGCCCUCAGCCUCUCCCUAUCAGACUAUCAGCCACAUGGGGUUUCAUGGGGUCGGGGCCAGAACUCCUCCUGCAAACGACCCCCCGGCACCUCCGGUGACUGGCUUGGCUCGUUUCCAUCAGUCACUGAGGACUCCCUACACUCUGAAGCUGCCAAAUGAGCCGGGACGUAAGGAGCUCAGACAUAUAAUCAUUGAUGGCAGCAACGUAGCUAUGGCUCAUGGCCUUCAUCGGUUCUUCUCCUGUCGAGGAAUAGCGCUGGCUGUGGAGACCUUUUGGAGGCGGGGCCACAGAGAGAUCACGGUAUUUGUCCCUCAGUGGCGUCAGAAGAGAGACCGACUCACAACAGAGCAACAUUUUCUAAACCAGCUAGAAGACCUGAGACUGCUCUCCUUCACUCCCUCCAGAGAGGUGUGUGGCCAGAGGAUAUCCUCUCAUGACGACAGGUUCUUGCUCCACCUAGCAGAAAAAACAGACGGGAUCAUCGUAACCAACGACAACCUUAGGGACUUUGUCGACACUUCGGACACCUGGCGCAAGAUCAUUCAAGAGAGGUUGCUUCAGUUUACUUUUGUAGAGGACCACUUCAUGAUCCCUGAUGACCCUCUGGGGAAAGACGGACCUCAUCUCGACAUUUUCCUGUGUAAAGACAACAGGAGGGCUCCAGUCACUCCUCCCCCUCUGAGACCCCCUGACUUCCGGCCGUCCUCCCAGCAGCACCAGCCGGUUUACGUCCAGGCCCUCCACUCUGCUUCUCGGACCCCCGCCUCCACGCCCCGGCCCCCUGCCUCCCUGAUGCCCCACCCCACAGCGCACUGGCCCCACUCUGGUCCCCCCGAAUGGCACCCGCCCCGCCGUUCCCCUUCCCCCUCGCCCUCGCCCCCUCCCCAGCGGUCACCGGGGGAGACGUCAGAGCUGAAACGAAAGCUGUAUGACAUCUUCCCCGACCAGAAGCAACGGAUCGACCGCAUCCUCAGCGACAACCCGUACAUGAGAGACCUGAACGCCCUGUCUGGGCUGCUGCUGGGAUAAAUAACACACAUAGUACAUACACACACAUGCAAGAAUAUACGUGAACUGUACGUGUAAGCAUAAAAAUAAUUUAUUUUACCAUUUCUUCCAGCCUAGAGGACAUGGAAAGUUUUGUUUUUAAAUAUUAUUUCACAUAAAGACUGAUCAUCAAACUAGCUGCUAUUGGCAAAAAGUAUUUUUUUGAAUGAUGUUUUUUUUUUUCUCUCCCUCCUCCUUUGCUCUCAAAUUGAUUAAGGUGAACAACACUGGUGUCCACAGAGGCAAAAUGUUAACAAAUUGCCAUAUUUUCCAAGCCGCAAAGUCUAUAUUGUUCAGAUGGUAAUAAAUCAUUGCAGGUCCUUGACAACAGUCCAGAGGUUCCUUGAAUGUGGGACCAGCACUGGGAGCAAAUGUUUUGGACCAACAGCAGUGAACUGGUCACAUGUGACAGUGGCUCCAGCUCAGCACAUGAUGGGCUUCUUCUGCAAAACCGUGUUUAUCAUCAGUCUCUAACACCUCUCUGAAUAUACAAGCUCUGAGCUUUUUCUGGGCAAAAUCUGGGACAUUGACAGUUUUUGCAUGUUUUAAUUUUUUCAACAUAUUAGUUAUACACUCGGGCAGUACCAGGUUAUUGAACUCAAUAUCAGUGAGCAGUUCGGAGUCAUUCGACAUCAACAGGGACGGCUGAGUUUUAAAGUACCACAGAUUGUUUCCAUUUCCUUGACAGUGUACUUUCAGGAAGCAUGAUAAGAUCGCUAGCUUUAGCAUCAAAAAGUGACUGUUAAUGUUGGACAGAAAUAGUAGUAGACAUAACUUUAAUUUCAGUUUUGCAGCUAACCACAUUAAAGAAAAACACCUUUAGGCAUGUGUAAGGACAAUAUUUUGAGGCUGUAUAGAUGGGCAGUCAUAACCAUGUGUAGUUUUCUCAUUCUUUAGCUCACUAUAUGUAUAUAAACAGGCUGAAUUAAUCUCACUUAACAGUCCAUUUCCCUAAUUAAAGCAGCACUGCCCAUCUCUAUCCCUUUAAAAUGUUACCUAUAUGGCCUUCACUUCAAAUUAUUGCCUGGCUGAGUCUAGAAGAUGCUUUAAACACUACCAAUUGUUACUAAAAUGUUAAAGCAAUAACAACUAACAUAUAAAAAGUGUUUUUCAAAAGGACCAUGCUUUUUCAGCCAGGAAUCUUGUUUUUUUAAAUUGCCCACAGUGAUUAUGCAUUACAUUAGAAUUUCAUUGUGUCGGCAGAAAUUGGCUGAGGAAGAACUCUGGUGUUGAAACUGAAUUUGCUGCUCUGAUAUUCUGUGCUUGACGAGAAUUUGAAAUUUGGUUGAAUCUGUUUCCCAGCAUCCGUUGUUCCAGUUAGAUACACUGUUAAACAGCGUUUUCAGGAGGAUGCAGUCACUAGUUCUGAGAUGCGUUGUGAGUUAUCUGCCUUGGUCUUUAGGCAAUACAUAUGUCAGUCCAUGUGGCUUUGGAUGGAAACACUACAAGAGUUUGGAUUUAUCCUUUUGUUGAGCCAACUUACAUUUGAAAUCACACACGAUACAUUUGCUCACCAGAAAAAAUCUUGCAAAGAUGAGAGAUUUACUUAAGUUACAUUUGUAAUUAGUGUUUAAUAGAUAUAUUUAAUGCACUGAAGGUAAGUAAUGGUGUAGUGUGUGAAACAAGGUUUCAUUGAUGAAUCUUCAGAAAGCUUAAGUGUUUUUUUACCCUCAUACACCCAGAGAAUGUGGGCCACAGCUUGCAUAUUUGAUGUGCAUCUGAGUUUUGUAAAAUACAAACACUUUAUUUCCUUGUAAUAAAAGAAUAUGCACAAAAACUUUACAAGGGGUCAAAUAAUAUAUGCUUUAUUCGUACUUGCAAUGUUGUAAGGAUUACUGAAGAAUUUUGUUUCCUCUUGUAUUAAAAUUCUUUUGUGUAUAUUGAUUUUUUUUGUAAAUACAAGCAUUUUUGGCUACAGUGCACAUAUGGUUUUAUGUAUGUGAAAAAACAAAAUAAAUGCGGCAGUCCCCAUAAAACUUUU
This is a messenger RNA of Siniperca chuatsi (mandarin fish), 5415 nucleotides long. It is a transcript of the gene n4bp1, whose product is annotated as nedd4 binding protein 1. Gene Ontology annotation, biological process: negative regulation of proteasomal ubiquitin-dependent protein catabolic process; negative regulation of protein ubiquitination. The transcript has 12 exons. Lineage: Eukaryota; Metazoa; Chordata; Actinopteri; Centrarchiformes; Sinipercidae. Gene Ontology annotation, cellular component: nucleus; PML body. The record is from RefSeq and is a predicted model, not a curated record. Bases 450 to 3416 code for a protein of 988 amino acids. Gene Ontology annotation, molecular function: RNA binding.